Saprolegnia parasitica CBS 223.65 is the source of this 819-nucleotide messenger RNA. RefSeq lists its product as hypothetical. NCBI's taxonomy places the organism in Eukaryota, Oomycota, Saprolegniomycetes, Saprolegniales, Saprolegniaceae. Bases 1 to 819 code for a protein of 272 amino acids. The record is from RefSeq and is a predicted model, not a curated record. The transcript has a single exon.
AUGGAGUCGACUCUCUUCAGCAACGACGAGAUCCUCUUCCUCACGACGCUCUUCAAGGACGACGUGAUGGCGCCCAACCUCUUCGCGAUCUCGCUCGACUCGGUUGAGACGCGCCCUCCGCUCUUGCCGUCGUCGUUUCAGGCGCUUACGCCACCUGCGUCUUCGACCAUGCUCCGCCCUACGCUUAGCUUCAGUCCGCUGGAGAAGACGAGAGCCAGCAUGCCGCCGCUCAAGGGCCCAUCCCUCGCGCCCAAGCAGCUCUUGCCGUCGACACCUGGGUCCUCGAGCCGUGGCCUCUGCCGCGUGCCGCAUUGCACCAAGCGCAUUCGGUCGAAAGGCCUCUGCAAAGCCCAUGGCGGCGGUCGCAAGUGCAUCAUGGCCGGCUGCGGCAAGGGCGCGCAGAACGGAGACUACUGCAUCGGACACGGCGGCGGCAAGCGCUGCAAGCACGAGGCGUGCACGAACGCAGCGCAGUCACAAGGACUCUGCAAGGCCCAUGGCGGUGGGUCGCGCUGCAAGGCCGACGGAUGCAUGAAGAGCAGUCAAGGCCGUGGCUACUGCCGGUCGCACGGCGGCGGGCGGCGCUGCGAGGCGGUCGGUUGUUCCAAAGGCGCGCAGCGCGGCAGUUUUUGCGCAACGCACGGCGGCUUCCGGAGCUGCCACGUCAAAGACUGCACGCGCACAGACCGCGGCGGCGGCUACUGCGAGGUGCACCGCCAAGACAAGCUGUGCAUCGUGGCCGACUGCAAGAAGCUGCAAAAGUCCAAGGGCAUGUGCACUGCGCACAUCCGGGAGCUGCGAGCCGACCACAACUGCUGA